Phialemonium atrogriseum is the source of this 2485-nucleotide messenger RNA. RefSeq names its product fungal-specific transcription factor domain-containing protein. Gene Ontology annotation, molecular function: DNA binding; zinc ion binding; DNA-binding transcription factor activity, RNA polymerase II-specific. The transcript has 2 exons. The record is from RefSeq and is a predicted model, not a curated record. The coding region runs from base 132 to 2270 and encodes 712 amino acids. Lineage: Eukaryota; Fungi; Ascomycota; Sordariomycetes; Cephalothecales; Cephalothecaceae. Gene Ontology annotation, biological process: DNA-templated transcription; regulation of DNA-templated transcription.
UGGAAACUUGGGGAUUUUGGCCCCUGAAAAACCAACAAAAGCGCGCAAUUUAUCAGGUCCCAAAGCACUGAUUACAGCCUCAAUUCAGGUAGGUAAUGCUGGCCUCUUCUUGAUCGGCAUUGGAGAGCGCAAUGGCUGCCACGGAUGGCCAUACACAUAGCAGGCCGGUAGCUAUUGCCCCAGCGCCUGCCGGGGCUCGCUCAACCGAUCCUGGUGCCAAUGGAGACUUGCCUCAACCUACAAUGCCAUAUACUUGCCAGACCUGUGCGAAGCGCAAGGUGAAAUGCGACAAGGCGACGCCGAUAUGUUCGAGCUGCCGCAAGGGCAAGCUCGAGUGUUUCUAUCAAGCUCCUCUGCCACGAUGGCGGAAAAGGAAGUUGAGCGGCGACAUCAACGAAAGGCUCGCCCGAUAUGAGCGCAUUCUGCGCCAACAUGGCUUACUACCAGAGGAUGCUGACACAUCGCCUUCCAUCGAAGAGACACCAGAGGAAUCAGUAAUAUCUCUCCGUUUCAACGAACCUGAAGCGUCGAAAACGGGCAAGCUUCUGGCCGGCCAGGGCAAGUCAAGAUACAUAGACAGCGAUCUCUGGCACAACUUGGGGGACGAUGAGAUGCAACACUUGUCUGUUGACGACGAACAGGAUCAAGUAGUUACCGGCGUUUCCGGGGAUCUCGUAUCAUCAGAUCCUUUGACAGGAGCUUUCAUGAGUUGUCAACAGAGUCUUCUCCAGUAUCACCCAACCCAUGAGAAAGCCAUCAUGUUAUGGAAGACGCACGUCGAAAAUGUGGAACCCCUCUGCAAAGUUCUGCACAUUCCAUCAACUUUCAAGAUGGUUGUGAUGGCUUCACAGCAGCCUGCAAUGGCGUCGAAAGCUGACGAGUGCCUGCUGUUUGCCAUAUACCACUUUGCCGUCUUCUCAAUGACGGAAGAGGAAUGUGCAGAGAAAUUUGGGCAGUCGCGAGCCACGUUGAUGCAAAGAUAUCACUUCGCGACUCGGCAGGCUCUUGUCAACGCGUCUUUUCUCAAGACUACCGACAUGUCGGUGCUGCAAACCCUCAUUCUCUUUCUUCUACCUUGCCGGUAUUCCUACGACCCGCACACAUACUGGAUCUUGACAGGUGUCGCAAUCCGCAUAGCCCAACGCAUGGGACUUCACCGGGAUGGAGAGAAGCUGAGCUUGCCGCCAUUUGAUGUGCAAAUGAGGCGACGACUUUUUUACCAACUCCUACCACUUGACGGCAUUGCCGGCCAAAUGUCAGGCACUGGUGUAGCUACCAUGCCAGACUCCUGGGACAUCCUGCCGCCUCUAAACAUCAAUGACGACCAGAUUUGGCCAGGAAUGACCGAGACGCCGGAAGAGCAUAAGGGCGCAACCGAGAUGAUCUUCUGCCUGGCGCGGUCAUGUAUCGGGAAAUUCUUUGCCACGGCUGGAAGAUCGAUGGGAGUUGCAGGCCCCAGGCAAUUCAAAGACUACAACGAAGCUGAGCUGGCCAUCAGUGAGGCCGAACGCGAAGUCGAGGAGAAAUACAUUCGCUACUGCGACAUCGUCAAUCCACUGCAUUUCCUGACCAUCGCCUUGGCCAGGUGUGGGAUUACCGCCAUGCGUCUCCGGAUCCGGCUCCCCAAAGUCAGGAACCGGACCGUCACCGACGCGGAGAGGAGGGAGCUGGUCCAGCUCUCGCAGAAGAUCAUCGACACAGACACGGCAGCCUACGCUCACGCAGGCCUAAGGAAGCACCUGUGGCAUGUGAAACCAUUCUUCUUGUUCGGCUCGUGGGACUCGUUGAUUCUCGUCCUAACGAACCUUUGGAGAGCCGACCUGCUCUCACCCGCGGAAACCGAUGCCGCCUGGAGCAGGGUGGAGCAAGUCUACAAUAACCAUGGCGAACUCUUGGAGCCGAAGCGAGCGCUGCAUGUGGCGUUUGGGCGCCUCACGCUGAAGGCCUGGGAUGCCAACCCGCCGAGCAGCAGUGUGCCGGAGUCGGCCUUCAUCACAGCCUUGCGCUCUCUGCGGAAAGCGAACCUUCAGAGCCGAGAGGCAAGGCAGGGUGGCAAGGCAACUGCUCUCGACGCGAAAACGGACUCAGUGUCGCCAAUCGGUCCGUCCCCGGCAAGUGACGCGGAUGUGUUAAUUGGCAGCGUCUCUGGUGACAUGGGCCUUGAUAUAGGCAACGAAUUCAAUCCCGAUACCGCAGACUGGGCGUUCUGGGAUCAAUUGAUGCAGGAUUAUCGGGUGCCGGAUGGCGAGCAGGGUGGAUUCUCGCAGUAAACGCUGGAUGGCGUGUAUUGUGGGAGGUACAUCGAAGACUCUCGGCUCAUGCUCUCCAUUGCACCAUGACGCAAUUCUAGAGCUAGCCUGAACAAUGAGCUGUACAGAACGCUCGGCUCUCAUUCAAGAGACUGUGCUGUGCGACUGGUUCUGGAUUAGACCGUGAAACUGCCUGUGAUUGGUCAGAAUUUCGGGCCCUAGGCGGCCGAGCAGUA